Macrosiphum euphorbiae (potato aphid) is the source of this 413-nucleotide messenger RNA. Lineage: Eukaryota; Metazoa; Arthropoda; Insecta; Hemiptera; Aphididae. The record is from the annotation of a GenBank genome assembly.
AUGCCCAAACUUGACAGAAAUAUGUUCUGUAAUAGGAAGCAAUCGCCUAGUAUAAUAUUACAGGGAAUUGUUGAUGCCAAUUUAAUGUUCAUUGAUAUAUUUGCUGGUUGGCCUGGUCGUUCUCACGAUGCACGAGUAUACCGUUGUAGUAAAAUUGGCCAAAAAAUAAUUAACAAUCCUGAAUCUGUUUUGCCACCAUCAUGCCAUAUUAUUGGAGAUGGUGCAUAUCCAUUAACAGAAGGCUUGAUGAUACCCUUUAAGGAUAAUGGACGUUUGACAAGGGAACAAAAUAUAUUUAAUAAAAAAUUAAGUAGUAGUCGGAUAUUGAUAGAACAAGCAUUUGGGAAAUUAAUAGGAAGAUUCAGGAAAUUAAAGUAUGUAUACAUGUGUAAUACACAGAGACCCAUCUUAAA